AUGAAGAACACACGAUCCUCACAGUUAUUCUCAGACGCUGUUCUCAAGGUAUUUCACUGCCGAGCUCCCCUUUCUGAGGGAAUCAGGUUGAUAUCGCGAGAGAGAAGCCCCAUGUGGCUGACAACGUCCCAGAGCCUAAAAGCGGGAAGUCUUUUGUGGUUAACCAAGAACUCAGACAAGACUCAACAUAAGAGACGUCGGCGACAACGCCGUGGUAUCUUGGAUCGCCAGACCCGUGUUUCCAAUCCAGUCAGAGGAAGAGGACACAUGCUAAGUCCAUGCCAUAGGCUAGUGGACGAACAAGUUGAGGCCGCUCGAAAUAGACGGUUCGAGAGCCACAUCUCUCUCUCUCUGACCACUCUCUGGCUUAAACCUCAGUUCUUCGCAGACCGAAAAUUCAGGUUUCCCAAGGACUGGUCAAAUUCUCAGCUAGGACGACAAAACACUUAUGCCAUCUCACCGCCCCUCCUCAUGCUCUCCGCGAUAUACGCACAUAUCUCGUGUAACAAUCUCAACACUUUUCAAUCGGCACCAUUUCAGCAGAUAUACAGCCCCCAACUUGUCCCCUCUUUCUCGUUUGGAAGUCACCGACCCUGCGUGAAUGGCCCGAUACCAAACGAAACACAAGAACAACAACAGUUCGGAUCUCAUAAGUGCAGUACCGAAGACAUCAACAACAUUCAGCGUCCCACCAGCCAUCCGCUGAUCCCGAGAUAUCAAGUACCACACACAGAAAACCAAACGCGCAAGGCACCUGCUUCCACUGACCCUACUACCUCAGUCAAAAUCGCAAAUUCAUCCAGUAAGAAGGGGACUGUCCACCAUCACCAGGAAAUACCCGGGAUCAAGCCCCAAUGCCAGCCUCUAUCGGCUGGUACUUGGCGUCUACGUACUCGUCUACCCGCCAACAACAGCACGGAUGGCGAUGAAGCUGCUGGUAUAUACGUUCCGGUCUCAAACAUGAAUUCGGGAGAGGGAUCUCGGAACGCGGCGGCAGACCAUUCUCGACAACCGUUGUCGGGCAAAAAGGCUGCACGGAAGAAAGUUGACUUUUGUCAGGACAUCUUCCCGACCACUUUAAACAUCGCCAAAAUGGAUCACGUCUCCUGUAUCAGAAUGUUGAUGAAAUCCUACGAACUCUCCCGCUAG
Messenger RNA from Colletotrichum lupini, 1149 nucleotides. RefSeq lists its product as uncharacterized. Lineage: Eukaryota; Fungi; Ascomycota; Sordariomycetes; Glomerellales; Glomerellaceae. Bases 1 to 1149 code for a protein of 382 amino acids. The record is from RefSeq and is a predicted model, not a curated record. The transcript has 7 exons.